Physeter macrocephalus (sperm whale) is the source of this 711-nucleotide messenger RNA. RefSeq names its product neural retina leucine zipper (gene NRL). Gene Ontology annotation, molecular function: DNA-binding transcription factor activity, RNA polymerase II-specific; RNA polymerase II cis-regulatory region sequence-specific DNA binding. The record is from RefSeq and is a predicted model, not a curated record. Lineage: Eukaryota; Metazoa; Chordata; Mammalia; Artiodactyla; Physeteridae. Gene Ontology annotation, cellular component: nucleus. Gene Ontology annotation, biological process: retinal rod cell development; regulation of transcription by RNA polymerase II.
AUGGCACUGCCUCCCAGUCCCCUGGCCAUGGAAUAUGUCAAUGACUUUGACCUGAUGAAGUUUGAGGUAAAGCGGGAACCCUUGGAGGGGCGAUCUGGCCCCCCGACAGCCUCACUGGGCUCCACACCCUACAGCUCAGUGCCUCCAUCACCCACCUUCAGUGAGCCGGGCAUGGUGGGGGCCACCGAGGGCACCCGGUCAGGCCUGGAGGAGCUGUACUGGCUGGCCACCCUGCAACAGCAGUUGGGGGCUGGGGAGGUGCUGGGUCUGAGUCCUGAGGAGGCCGUGGAGCUGCUGCAGGGUCAGGGCCCAGUCCCUGUUGAAGGGCCCCACACCUACUACCCAGGGAGCCCGGAGGAGACCGGAGCCCAGCAUGCCCAGCUGGCCGAGCGGUUUUCGGACGCGGCGCUGGUGUCGAUGUCUGUGCGGGAGCUAAACCGGCAGCUGCGGGGCUGCGGGCGGGACGAGGCGCUGCGGCUGAAGCAGCGGCGCCGCACGCUGAAGAACCGCGGGUACGCGCAGGCCUGUCGCUCCAAGCGGCUACAACAGCGGCGCGGGCUGGAGGCCGAGCGCGCCCGCCUGGCCGCCCAGCUGGACGCGCUGCGGGCCGAGGUGGCCCGCCUGGCCAGGGAGCGCGACCUCUACAAGGCUCGCUGUGACCGGCUGGCCCCGAGCGGCCCAGCCGGAGGCCACGCCCACUUCUUCCUCUGA